AUGACCUGCGAGGAUCACUAUAAUCGAUUGAUACUUGAAAUCGCCACCUUUAAUAAAACAGUGAAGUAUAUUCGUGAUAGACAAAAGGAUUUGUUUGGAUUUAUAACUAUAUCAUUUGUCUGCAGUAGGAUCAAAAUACAACAGCUUCGAAAGCACCUCAGUAUUUUGCAUGAAAUAUGUCAGUUAGGGGCUUGUGAUCAUGAGGGACUCAAUACAAUUAUUGAGCAGUAUCGGCAGACAGUUCAGCUAAUUGUGACCAAAUUCGAAACCAUCGCUGAAAAAAAAAUCGACGAAAUCGAUGACGAUAUAGUGUAUGAAGACAUUGACAACGAGGAAAAUGAGAUUAUUGAUAUGGAUUCGUUUUACACAAAUUUUGCUGAAGACUACUUUCGUGUGAAAAUUAUCAAGGAGGCAAUCAGUCAAGCAGAAGCCGCCAAAGAGAAAGAAAUACAGGAGGAGCGUCGUAGAAGGAAGGAAAAAUGCAUUGCGAUGCAUUUGGAGCUCUACAAGCAAAUUAUUUCAUUUCGAGAAUCGAUGGCUAACUUCCGCCUUUUUCAACUUCGAGCUUUCGGGCUCAUCAGCAUGAAAUUAGAAGAAGGCGAUAUGCAGAUGUCAACUCUGAUGAGAACCAUGUCAAAGCACUAUGAAGAAUGCAUUGGCCUUAGUUGCAAUCAUGCCCAAUUAAAUGCAAGUGUCAAAUUGGAGGAUCAUGAGUUAUUGGUUGAAAAGUAUUUCGAAGGUAGUGAGGAAUCAAAGGAGCCGCAACUUUACGCUGAGCACAUUUCGCGGGAGAUCCUCGAGGAAGAAACGAGUGUGAAGGCUGACGACGCACAUGGCGAUUCAGACAAUGAAGCCGCAUGUGAAGUGAAGCCAGAUGAUCUUGUGUGUAGAAAAAAUCAGCGCAACUGCACUCAACUUUAUACCGUAUUCAUGAACGAGGUCCCUUUGAUGAAAGAGGAUAUGGAGAGUCUUGGUAGAAAUUUGCUUGCGAGAUAUGGAGCAACGAGCAUGUUGUAUGAUAAAUCUCUAGUGAAAAUGGCUCAACUGGAAUCGUCGAUCUCACUUAUUUGUGAAGCCUGUCUUCUCAGCAAAUGUAACCAUUACCAAUUCCAGAAAUUGAUGAAUGAGUAUUGGGAUGUUUACGAUAUGAUUGCAGACGAGCAUAGCAAUUUAAUGCUGACGAGAUUGGAGAGAGAAAUUGGAAUGCAACAAACUGGAAAUAAUUAUGACGAUCUGAAUAAGGUUGUCUGCGAUGUCGAUGUGACGGACCACAAUGAAUUUCUUGUUGGCAAUGAAGAAGAUGAAGCUACUAAAGAAAGCAUUGAAUCUGAUAGAGAAGCAGUGAUGGAAGUCAAUGAAGAAGAUCAUCCUGUUGAAUCAGUCUCAAUUGUUGAGAAUCGUCAUGUUUGUUCUGAACAGUUUGGAGAUAUUCGAGAAGAAAUUCAGCGCUGCCAAAAGGACUUGGAAAGACUUGGUCGAUUGAUUUUUACCCAUGGCAUUCUCAGCACGGUGUACAAACGCGAGAAAAGAAGAAUGAAGCGGCUGGAAAAGUCUCUCACCAUGAUUAGUCAUAUGUGUAAUCUCAACAAGUGUAGUCAUCUUCAGUUUAAGAAACUAGCAAAUGAGUUCCGAGAAGCUUUUGCAAAUGUUCAGAACGAGUACAAAGAUUUGAUGGUCGCGAAUAUGGAUGAAAAACGAGGAGAUGGAGCAUCAAAGCAGACCUACAAGGAUCGAAAAAGUUGCAAUGAAAUAUUGGCCAAAUUUUAUGAAGAAUCGACAAUGUUUAAACAAUACAUGAACGCCGUUGAGAAAAUGCUGAUCUUCGAAGGAUCAACGAGCACUGUGUAUACUCAAGCUAAAAAGAAAAUGGUUUGCUUGGAGCAGACCAUUGCGUUAAUCUCCGAGGCGUGCAAAAUGAAGAGCUGCAACCAUAAGCAAUUUAAUGCUUUGAUGAAGCAAUACAGAGACACAUUUAACUUGGUGCAAGCUGAACAUCAAAUGCCAAUUGGCAUUGUUGACCAGAAUGAUAAUAUCAACCCAUAUAAGGAAAAUAAGGCAUUGGAGCAUCGUCAAGCUGUUGUUAAUGAUGAAUAUGUUGAAGAUGAGCAAACCGGAAAUGAUGCCAUUCGAGAGAACUCCAAAGAAAAGAUCUAG
Molecule: messenger RNA, 2154 nt
Organism: Caenorhabditis bovis
Lineage: Eukaryota; Metazoa; Nematoda; Chromadorea; Rhabditida; Rhabditidae
Source: the annotation of a GenBank genome assembly